Molecule: messenger RNA, 4127 nt
Organism: Diachasma alloeum
Lineage: Eukaryota; Metazoa; Arthropoda; Insecta; Hymenoptera; Braconidae
Product: nuclear RNA export factor 1
Exons: 1
Coding region: 26-1693 (555 amino acids)
Biological process (GO): poly(A)+ mRNA export from nucleus
Cellular component (GO): nucleus
Molecular function (GO): RNA binding; protein binding
Source: RefSeq, a predicted model, not a curated record
UUGCAGGUACACCCCACAAUAAAACAUGACGAAAAGAGCAUCAGCAGCAGUCGCCGCGGCCGCAGCAGCCGCAGCAGCCUCGCAGGAUGUCAACUCCACUUGGGAGCCGCUCAGGCUGACCCACCUGAAGCCCUCCUUCAACAGCCAGGAGCUCGCCCUGGCAGCUCGCCAGGACCUCUGGCACAAGUUCAUCAUCUUCGACGCGGGUAAUUACGAAAACGAAGCAGUGAUGGACGCCAUGAUCUCCGCGUGUCGCCCGGAGGUUCUCCUCCCAGUGAUGUACAAAAUCGAGGACAUUCGCAACGGCACAUUCCUCUCGAAAUGCAGCAUAGCAGUGAUAGAGUCCCUGGUCCGCCAGGGCCUCCAAAUCUGCCUCCCCGACAAUAGAAUACUGAAGAUGGACAUUGUCCUGGGGUUCAUAAGCAUGAACGAGCUGCAGAUAAACCCCCACAAGAUGAUCACCGAGGUCCUGGUGAGCAGGUGGGACUCCCUGAAGAAGGUCCUCAACCUGGACAACUUCAAGACCGACAAGGGCCUGGGGUCCAUGUACUGUCCCCUGUCCCUGCCGACAGUCUUCGUCUUCGUGCUGAGGUGCGCGAGAAUGAGAAUUGGAAACUCUCGGGAGAAAUUCGAGAACACUCGACUCCCAGUUCGCGAGCUCAACCUCAAGAACAACAAGCUGUCAGGGGUGAUGCUGUACGAAAAGGCCCUCAACUACACUUUAACAAAACUCGAUCUGAGCUACAAUAAAAUUGAGAACGUAGAGUUCCUCAGAUACUUCUCAGAAUUCAAGAUCACUGAACUGUGGCUCGAUGGGAAUCCCCUGUGCACCAUCUACAAGUCCCCGGAGGAGUACAUUCAAGCCGUUCGCAAGGUAUUUCCACACGUUCAGAAGCUGGAUGGAGUCAUAAUUGAUAUUGAGCAGAAGCAGGCAAUACCGGUGACCCAGCCCUGCUUCCUCCUCGAUAAUUCGCGAUUGAGUCUGGUGAAGCAAUUCGUCAGGCAUUAUUUCACUCUGUUCGAUCAGAAGGAUCGAAGUGUUCUCAACGGUUUGUACGAUGCUAAUGCUUAUUUUUCUACUACUGUUGGACACAUCGCGAACCCUCGGCAUCGACAGCUGACGAAGAUCAUGGCGAUCAACAGGAAUUUUCUGAAGCUCGUGGACUACUCCAGGGGGUACAAGUACCUGCUCCAAGGGCCUGACCAGAUUAUCAAUACUUUGAGGCGUUUACCACCCACUUAUCAUGAUUACAAGUCCUUUUCUAUUGAUCUGAUGCAUCAGGGGGAUCACCAUCUGGCUGUAUCGAUCCAUGGGGCAUUCUUCUAUCGAGAGUUUCCCAUUUCUCUCAUGUUCUCCAGGACUUUUAUCAUUAUUGAGAAGGAUGAUAAUGAGUACAGGAUUGUGAAUGAUCAGUAUCACAUUCAGAGCGGAAACUCGACGGUGGUGGAGAACAACGACUCGAAAUUGAACUUGAAUAGUGUACCGUCGUUCGAGCCCACGUAUCUCAGUGCUAAUGAGAAGGACGAUCUUCUUAAAUUCUUGUGCAAUGUCACUACGAUGAAUGCACAGUUUUCAGAGCAGUUUUUGGAGAAGAAUAAUUGGGAUCUGCGAGCUGCUAUUGUUGCGUUCAAGAAGGCUUACACUGUCAAUGAUGUACCUCCUGAGGCCUUCAAACAGGGUUACGGAUAUUGAAUGGGAUUUAAUUUAAUCACAUGAGGUGGUGAAACUUUGCGCAAUGUUUAAGAUCGAUUUGAUGAAGAAUAUUCCGUUAAAACCACGGCCUAGUGAAAUGUAACUAUUUUUUAUUUCGAAAGCAUCCAACGUGAUGAAUGACAAUUUUUUAUUAAUUUUUCAUCAUUUUUUUUGAAAUUUAUCGUUGAGGCGUUAUUUUGAAAUCGUAGAAUGUGACAAAUGAAAUGAUCAUUAAUUGAUUUCAUCUUAAAAAAUGCCGUUUAAAAUAAUUUGUGUUUUUAUUUCGUCAGAUAUGGUUGGUAAGAUGAUCUUGAAUUUUUGUGCAGUUUCACUACAUGACGGCAUAGAAGUAGUAGUUAAGUAAUAAAGUAGUUUUUGGAGAAGAAUAAUUGGAGUCUGCGAGCUUCUAUUAUUUCUUUCAAGGAAGCUUACAGUGUCAAUGAUGUACCUCCUGAGGCCUUCGACAGGGUUACGGAUAUUGAAUGGGAUUUAAUUUAAUGACAUGAAGUGGUGAAGCUUUGCACAAUGUUUAAGAUCGAUUUGAUGUAGAAUAUGUCGUUAAAACCAGAGUUUGGUGAAAUAUGAUUUCAAUUUAUCAUUGAAAUAUUCAUAACCAUUUGGUAUGUUGAAAGCAUCCAACAUGAUGAAUGAAUUAAUUUGAUUCAGUCGAUCAUAGAAUAUUUAUCACUUAGUCGUUAUUUUGAAAUCGUCGGAUGUGACAAAUGAAAUCAGUAGCGAAGUGGUAAAACGGUUUAAGUCUAUUUUGACAAUUUGCCAGUUUUCAAUGAAUAUCUCAGAAUCGAAGGGACAUAGCGAAAGUUUUGACACGACCUUUUCUAUAGCACUCAAUUCUCUCUACAAAAAAGGUCAUUACAAAAAUUUAGUUAUCUGCCUUAGAUUCGGAGAUAUUCCUCGAAAACUCAGAUGCGAGCUAAGUCGAAUUGAACCAUUUUACCACUUCGCUACUGAAAUCUUUAUCAAUUGGUUCUUAAUUUUAUCUUACAAAAAUGCAAUUUGGUAUAAUUUCUGUUUUUAUUUCGUGUUUUUAUUUUCGUCAUAAGGAUGAUCUUGAAUUUUUGUGCAGGUUCACUACAUGAAGGAACAAACUUAAGAGUAGUUUUUGGAGAAGAAUACACUGUUAAUGAUGUACCUACCUCCUGAGGCCUUCAAACAGGGUUACGGAUAUUGAAUGGGAUUUAAUUUAAUGACAUGAAGUGGUGAAACUUUGCGCAAUGUUUAAGAUCGAUUUGAUAAAGAAUAUUUCGUUAAAACCACAGUUUGUUGAAAUAUGAUUUCAAUCUACCAUUGAAAUAUUCAUAACUAUUUGUUAUUUUGAAAGCAUCGAACGUGACGAAUGAAAUGAUUUUUUAUUAAUUUGAUUCAGUCGAUCAUAGAAUAUUUAUGAUUGGGAUAUUUGUGAUUAUAGUCAAUGCGACAAAUGAAAUAAUCCUUAAUUGAUUUGAUCUAAAAAAUGCUAUUUAGAAUAAUUUCUGUUUUUAUUUAGUGGUUUCUUUCUCGUCGUAAGGAUGAUCUUGAAUUUUUGUGCAGUUUCAUUGCAUGAAGAUGCAGUGUUAAGAGCAGUUUUGUGGAGAAGAAUAAUUGAAGUCUGCGCGCUGCUAUUAUUGCCUUCAAGAACGCUUCCACUGUCAGUGAUAUAUUCCCUGAGGUUUUCAAAUCGAUUGACUGUUUGAAGGAAAUAAAUUCCAAUCACAUGAAAGGGUGAUACUUUGUACAAUAUUUAAGAUUGAUUUGACGUGGAAUAUUUCAUCAAAACCAGAGCUUGGUGAAAUAUUCAUUACUGUUUAUUAUUUUGACAUAAUUUUUUGUCAAUUUAAUUCAACUGUAUAAUAUUCCUGGGUGUAGUCAAUAUAUUCUAAUGGAUUGCUUAUUUUUGAGCCAUGAAACGCGACCAAUGAGAUAAUAACCAAUUAACUGAUAUUAAAUGAGACGAAAAUUGUAAUUGUAAUUCAACGUUGUGAUUGUAAUUUCAAAUAGGGGCAAGUUCGAGUAAAUGAACUUUUGACGUUUUUGUAGUAGUUGUAAAAAGACAUAGCUGAAUUUUCGAGUAAUAUCUCUGAUUAUAAGAGGAAUAACGAGAUUUUCAUAAUCAUGAUGUUUGUAGCUCUACUUUUGCUCUACAAAAGACUUGAUAUUUAACUACUAUUUUAGGUACGAUUAUUUCUCGAAAACUCAACUAGGUGAUAAGCCCAUUCACUGUCUAGUUUAAUUAUAACUGAAAAUUGUAUAUUUUGAUGCAAUAAUUAUCUCAUCUUAUCAAAACCUGGAUGGAUUAUUAACGUGAAAAAACGAAGUGUUUAUUUCGCCCCACUCUUGCCUAAGAAGCGUAUUUAUAAUUCCUUCAGGUUUCCCUUUUGGAAAUCCUGAAUUACCUGUACAUAUAUGUAUUGAAUAAAACUCAAUUUUCUACCAGUGA